Messenger RNA from Chaetomium fimeti, 884 nucleotides. RefSeq lists its product as uncharacterized. The transcript has a single exon. The coding region runs from base 481 to 756 and encodes 91 amino acids. Lineage: Eukaryota; Fungi; Ascomycota; Sordariomycetes; Sordariales; Chaetomiaceae. The record is from RefSeq and is a predicted model, not a curated record.
GUAUGGCCGAGUGACUCUCCAGUUUCGGGGAUAAUUUGUAUUUUCAAUCCACCUUGGAUAUUUACGGAUUGUCGCAGGAUCUUACAACGCAGCUGUACAUACAUCGUUCGGUGACGCCCGGGACUGGCGUCAAGAAAUACCACCCGCAAAGGGCGUCUUCAAGGGAGAAUCCUUUGGCACUAUACGGCUGGGUCCUGGAGGGCGAGGGCCCAGCAACUUAGGCUGCCACUUUUUUCCCAUCGCGAUACCACCGCCAGCCCCCUCCUUGUGUUCUGGCCGCCACUUGCUCUGCCAUAACUGCUCGCUCGCCGCAGGACAAGCCACCCACGUCGUUCGCUUAGGCUGUUCCCCACUCACGUCUUGGGGGCAAAGAACACCGGAGGAUCCGUGCCGGAUCGCAGUUGGGCACGUGAUACGGCUUGGGUCCUGCUGUUGGCUUCGGGUCUGGCCCCGAAGGACACGCUAAAUGCUACCUUAGCCAUGCCCAGUGAGGAGGAUGGGCGUUUCGUGCUCCUCUGUCUAGCAUCAUCUGUGCCGGCGCGAUCCGGCGCCAUGGCAGCAUCGCCCCCCGGAGACCCGUGUUCGGCUCAUGCGAUCGCCCAAUCAGAAUUUCUUGGGCCCAAAUCGGUUGCUGAUUGGUCGGUGAGCAAUGAGAUGAGAUUCAGUCAUCUCAGUCACUCGAUCGACUUCGCAUUCGUGCCUGUGUUGAUUGCUCCAAUCAUGUUCAAUAAAGUGUCGAAAGAGGAGACAUUGUAACGAAACUUGUGGUUGCACACCGGAACUCGGUAAGCCUUUGCCUCGGUGCCUGCUUUGAGCCGAAAUAGUCGAAUUGGUGGAUGCCCCAGGGCGUUGCUGGUGCAGGAGGGACGGAGAACAGAAAAAGC